GUGCAGCCUUGAAGGUGCAGCCGGAGGGUGAUGCAGUGUGAAAGGGUCUUGGAGCUCAGCAGCUGCAAUGACUCUGAGUCCCACCGCGGUUGUCCUGCUUCUGCUCACAUUCUGGGGAAAUGCUCUGGCCAGAAUCUGCCUCUGGCCUUCCACACACGUGGCUCUGAGCAAUGAGAGUGUGUUUUUAGAUUUGAGCUGUGAGCACAACACAACGGUGCGCAACAUGACCGUGUCCUUGGUGGACGUGGAAACAAAUGUCACGAUGCUGUCAAGACCUGUGACGGCCAACCAGCCCAACGGAGCCUUGGAGUUCAACUGCAUUUUCUUCCGCUCUGCUGGGAGCUUCAAAUUCAUAUUAGAGGACAGUGACCCAGACCAAAAAAAUGGCACCCAGUUGUGGAGCCAGGUACUGCAUGUCCAGUGGCCAACUUUUCAUAUUUCUGUGGAGAGGUCCAGCAACCAGAGCUCGAACUCCUUUCGGAUUGGCAUCUCCACCAGUGACAACUUCCAGCCGUGCAUCAGUACCAGGACAAUGUCCCUCUACGUGGAGAUCAAGUACCUGGAAUACAAUCAGAUCAGGCGGAACAGCAUUGACAAGGUUAGAGCCCAGAUGCGGCGUGACAUUCAGGUGGUCUGCUCGCAGCAUGUGGAGCUGCACUGCGUUUUCCCCUUCACUGAGAGGGACUACAUCACAGUGGCCCUCAAAUCCUCUCACUCCCAGAGGGACAUCAAAACAUCAGGGCCGCUAUACCUGUCGCGCCUCUUCCCCUAUAAACUGCUUGUGGACAAUGUGUACCGGACUGGAUGCGAGAGCUCUGUGGCUGUGCGCCUGCUGCCUCCUCCAUGUGCUUCCGCCAGCGGGAAGAUCUUCCUGUACCGAGAAGGAGGCUUGGGGGCAGCAUCUUCAGCUGAGGAAACCUCCUCAUCUCUGGCCUUCAGAUGGCUCACCCAGGGGGAAAAUGAGACUAAGUUUAACUGUUCGGUCUUUGACCCAGGAAGGAAUAAGUACUGCUUCCGGUUUGUCCUCAACUCCGGCAUCUCGCCCAGUCUGUCACAGACCUGUAUCGUUGUGCAGCGAAGCGCAGAAACCUGGGGUCAGUGGCAGCCAUGGAGCAGCUGCAGCGUGAGCUGUGGGGAAGGCGUGAGAGAGCGCGUUCGCCCAUGUCUGCUGCCCCCUACUGGUGGGCUGGGCUGCACUGGCAUGGUUAAGGAGCAGUCGCACUGUUCUCUGGAGGACUGCACAGCACCUGUUCCUUCACUUUCUCCCAUGCCCCCUGAUGACACUGUGCUGGGAGGCAACCUGGUUGCUGUGGUGGGCAUCUCCUUGUGCCUGGUGGUGAUUGUAGCGACUGUGCUGGUGACAGUGUGGCGGAAGGCAUGCCACACACCUGAGUGCAGUGCAGUACAGCGCGGCACCCUACACUCACCUGGAGGUCGCAAGAACUCAGACGAGGCCUCCAUCUGUGGUCGCAGCCUGCAGCGACCCAGCUUCUCCGAGAGCCUGCAAGCCUCUGCUCCAAGCCACCAGCAGAGUCAGCCACUCCCACAACCACAGCAGGAUCCUGAUAGGAUUUCUCCUACUGGCCAGAAGAUCGUCCCACCCAUUUUUGGCUACCGACUGGCACAACAGCAGCUGAAGGAGAUGAAAAGGAAAGGGCUGAAGGAGGCCACUAAGGUGUACCAUGUCUCCCAAAGUCCAAUUGAUGACACCAUGAUGGAGACCACCAGCUCUACCCCAGUGGCCCUGACUCCAGUGCCCCCUGACUCAGAAAGUCAAGAGGAGGCCAAUCUCCACCGUUUUCGAAUUAAGACUCCCUUCAUGGAAGCGCCCAGAACAGCCAAGGCUUCCGCAGCCACAGCCCCAGACCGACUCAGCCCCAAAGCAGACCCAGUCCUGGGAACACCUCUGCAGUCAUACAGCAGCCAAGCCCAGCGGCACGAGCGGGUGGCAGACUGGGUUGAGAUGGUGGAGCGUGUUGGAGGAGGGUACCUGAAGAACCCCAGCUUCCGGAGAACCACCAGCUUCCACGAGGCCAAGCCACCACCACCUCCUCGACCCUUCAGGGAAAGGAGUAUGACUCAGGUGACUCCUCGUCAGGUGCCUGAGGGCAGCUGCAGAACCAGUGCAUGGAUUCCACGCCACAAUCCCGAGCGGCAGGACUCGGGCCACCCCAAGGCUGGACCAGCAGAUGACAUGAUGGACAGUAGGCAACAGGCAAGGUCUGAAAGGACUUAUUGCCAUUUGGACUCAGGCUUCAGGGUGACAGCGGGACUGGAGAGCAAUGCCAAGUUGAACUACCUUGGCAACCAGCACAAGGAAGACAUUAGGCCCAAUGGGUCCAGCCUAGGGCCUGACAGGGCAGAGAGGGCAGAGCUCAACUGGAGCAAGAGGGGUCCCUCACCUAUACAGAGGAAUAUGUUGGCACGGAAGCUAAGAGAGGCAGGUUCCUCAGCCACCUGCCAGCGUCCCCGCGCAACUGUCGUCUCACAGGCCGACUUCCGGCGGGAGAAGUGCCGAAGCCUUCCGCUGUCCCCUGACUAUAGCGGUUUCCAUGGCUACCAUGGAUCUCAGUAUGGCUUGACAGAGUCUGAGCAGCGCAUGAUGGAUCUGUCUGGUUAUUUGGCAGAGGAAGACAGUGUGGAGGUACUGGAGGUUCACAAGCUCACCUGAUAGCAUGACCUGGAUCAGUAGUGGAGGACCUCACUGAUGCUUGUUUCAGUCCAUUCGGGGCAAUGGAUAUGUUUUAAUAGACAGUGUUAUCCAUUUUA
Molecule: messenger RNA, 2769 nt
Organism: Scleropages formosus (Asian bonytongue)
Lineage: Eukaryota; Metazoa; Chordata; Actinopteri; Osteoglossiformes; Osteoglossidae
Gene: thsd1
Product: thrombospondin, type I, domain containing 1
Exons: 4
Coding region: 68-2671 (867 amino acids)
Cellular component (GO): cell periphery
Source: RefSeq, a predicted model, not a curated record